UCUACGUCGUUUCGAAAUUUCUCCACAGCACACCACCAUAAAAGAGCCCGCGCUCCCUUACAAAAAACAACCCGAACAAUUUUUAUUAUGUGAAUUCGCGAAUCCGCAAUCGGUUAGUUUUUAUUUCCGCAUUUACGAAUCUUUUCGAUUUUUCAGAACCGAUGAUUUGGAAUUUGUACCAGUUUGGUAGGGACGAAUUUUGUUCACUGGGAUGUUGUGUGGAGAGUUCCACAGAGCUCCCAUAGGUUUACAUUUGAAUAGUGUCUUUCUCUCGGGAAAUCCGAGUCCUUACUGCUCACUGCUAACGUUAGUUCGUGGAAUGGCAGCCAUCACAGCGCAAGCCGUCCACGAAGAUGAGGACAUUUUUCUUGAAAAUGGCCUCUUAAGCUAUGAGAACCCGAACUACCGUCUAGGUCCUUCGAACCGCCUAGACGAUGCCCUAAACUCGAACACCGAGAGCCUCUACGAAGAUAUUUACCAAGAGCUAGACGACAUCUGCAACAUGGGCCACGGAGUCAAGGGCUCAGUCACCACAAACGCCAGUAGAAAAGCUUACGCCGCUUUAGAUAUUACUUCCAUGGGGGUCGACAUUAACAAGGGACCUCUGACUCAAAAUUACGUGGACAAUAGAAGGGGUAAUGAGUGGAAUGGAAAUUCUAUGUCUGAUAAGGAGUUGAGUGAAAGUUCUACUGUCUGGGAAAACUUGUUCGAGAAAAUGACCAAAGAAGAUGAGAACGGCAUCCAACACAUCGUAGGUAAUAUAACGAAUGAUCUGUAUGCGGUACCAAUGAGAAAAUGUCAAAAGAAUAUAGACCAAAUAGACACAAAUAAUUCUCCCGAAAAGGAAUGGGAUAGUCAAAAUGAACUGCCGCCCGGAUGGGAGAAACACGAAGAUAACGAUGGUCCGUACUAUUGGCACAUAAAAAGCGGUACCAUCCAAAGAGAAAUCCCUCUUGUAGAAAAUAAUAAACUAGAAAAAUCCAAUUCCAAACUAAAUCUGAAGGACGGAAACCUAAUUUCGUCGUUUGAGAAUAAUUUAUCAGUAACGCGGAGCAGUACUAGUUCAGCAUUAAAUUUGGACGGUGACGACAGAAAGAGGAAAGAAGAAAUAGCAUUAAAACGAAGGAGUUUUCCUUCGAAACCAGACCAAGAUUGCAAAGAACGUCCCAUCAGAUUUGCUGUGAGAUCUCUCGGAUGGGUGGAGAUUUCGGAAGACGACCUGACUCCGGAGCGAAGCAGUAAAGCUGUAAAUAAAUGCAUAGUCGAUCUCUCUUUAGGCAAGAAUGACUUAUUGGACGUUGUUGGAAGGUGGGGAGAUGGUAAAGAUUUAUUUAUGGAUUUAGACGAAGGUUCCUUGAAGUUGUUUGACCCGGAGAAUUUGACAGUUUUAAAUACUCAGCCAAUCCACACUAUCAGAGUUUGGGGUGUAGGAAGAGAUAAUGGGAGGGAUUUCGCGUAUGUAGCAAGGGAUAGAACCACACGCAAGCACAUGUGUCACGUGUUCAGGUGCGACAUGCCCGCCAGAACCAUCGCCAACACACUAAGGGACAUAUGCAAGAAGAUAAUGAUCGAAAGAAGUUUGCAACAGAAUUUAGGAAAAGCUAUCGAUGUAAAUGGUAAAUCUCUAGCGACUAGACCAAAUAAUUUACCGACAGAACACAGACGUCCAGCUAGAAAUUCUCAAAUUUUUGUUUCUCAGUCUUUUCCAACACCAAUGGAAGAACCAAAAAAGAUUCUCCGAGCCCAGUAUUUAGGAUCCACGCAAGUGUCCGCAGCCACUGGAAUGGACAUCUUGAACGAAUCUAUAGAUAGGUUGGUGGCCGCAGUUCCGCGAGAACAGUGGCAGCCUGUUAAUAUAUCGAUAGCUCCAUCUAUGAUUAGUAUUCAUCAUCCAAAUGAUGAACGUGUUUUAGCAGAAUGCAGAGUUAGAUAUUUAUCAUUUUUGGGUAUAGGCAAAGUAAUUAAGCACUGUGCGUUUAUCAUGCACACGGCACAAGAUACUUUCGUGGCGCACGUGUUUUAUUGUGAACCCUCGUCAGGUGCUUUAUGUAAAACUAUAGAAGCAGCAUGUAAGCUUAGGUACCAGAAAUGCCUGGACGCUCACCCCCAAGGUUUGGGGAACCCUAGUACUAAUGUACAUACUCCUGGCAGCAGUAUUGGAGCAGCUUUGAAAUCAAUCGUAGGAUCGCUUAGAGGUCGAAAGAGCAAGAGUACAGAGUCUUGAGAUAACUUUAUCUUAAUUCAGGACCUAGGCACAGGAUCAGCAGAGCGUGACGUGAUCAAACACAGGCACCUGCAAUCACCCCUAACACAGAAGUACUUUAGUCCUAGUAACCCUCCAUCUGCGAACCUCAACUCUCUCCUUUCACCUAUGAUGAUAGCAAAGACGUACCGAGAUUUCACACUGUCUCGUCGCCGUGAUUCCCUUAACUGAUCUAUUCCCUUUACGUUUACCCCCUCUCCCUCCUCUUUCAUCGAUGUUUCCUUUUCAAAAAGCGUAGAAUAAGAUAUAAUAUUAACUAAAUAUGAAAUUGUUGAAUCUCUAUUUAAAGAAAUUAUUUAUUCUUUUCAUUUUCGUUUGGAUAAUUUUUGAAGGCAGCUAAAGGUAGCAUAUAAUUCGACGAAGAUCUCUUGAAACAAUUAUUUUUGCAAAAAUUUUUCGGAACUUCCUUGAUUUGUUCAAAAUUUCUUCAGGACUUUAUCCAGUAUAUGAACAACUUUGGGAACUCAGUUUGUCAGAACCUAUUGUAUUGUCAGUUUUAAUAUUUUGAUUGAUUGGGCUGCUAUAUAUAAUUAUAUUUAAAUAUAAUUAAACACAUAUAUACCAAAGCGCAACAACUAGUGGUAGAAAGGUGAACGUCAAACUCAGAAAUUCCCGAUACAUCCUGGAGUAUAUCAGGGGAACACCAUAUCACCGAAACUGUUCACUGCGAUUUUGGAACAUAUAUGUAAAUGGGCAAAACUGACCGACCUUAAUCACCUGAGGUUUGCAGAUGACAUUGUGCUAAUAGCUGAUAGAAUAGAUGUGGCCAAAGAACAUUUAAAUGAGCUCUACUUUUCCUCGUAUGUACGGGAUGUACUGUUGAUGAAAUCUUUAACAAAUCUGUGAAACCCCGAGACACCUUCGCGAAAGCAUAAAAUUAAAAUUGGAAUUAGAGAUUAAUUAAUAUAAAAGAUCUUCGUCGAAUAAUAAUCUAUUCAGUGGAUUUCCUAAAACCAAAAAAUAGCCUUUUGAGCCAGAAUAGUCCAUAUGUAAUGGACGCGGUAAACUGGCCAUAUUAAAAUAAAAAUUUACAGCCUCUAGAGAGCGAUGCCAACUUUGAAACCAGUUAAAAUUUUUAAAUCAAAACAAGUUUAGGGAAUUGAAAUUAGCUGUUGGUAUCAACUGUUUUUAAAGUUGGCAGAACUUUUUGACAGGUAUGUUAACCGACAAAAAAUGAUGCGUAAGACUGUAAGAUUAUCUAUUAGAUCUAAAACAAAUAGGACUGCGAAAAUUAAUCAUACGAAUCUAUAUUUGAACAGACGGAAAAGAUAUUAUUCACACCAGCGGUGUUUAAAAAGCUUGGAUUCUCUUUAUACAGAACAAAAAUUGUUAUUUGAAAAAUGGAAGUUGAAAAAAAAUGGUUUAUUAUAAGGCAUUAAAACAACCUUAGCUUAACAAUAAUAAAUCACCAGGAACUGAUCAAUGGUCUUAAGGCGUGUGAUUCCCGUUACAUAAAAAAGCUCCCGUGGGACAACUACAGAACUAUAACCCUGUUAACAACUGCUUACAAAAUAUUAGCAAAUAUUUUUUAUGUAAGGCUGCAAGUUUACACAGUGGACAUAAUAGAAAAAUAUCAAGCCGGAUUCCUCCAGAAAAAUGAACAAUUGACCAGAGUCAUUAAAUAAGACAGAUCCUCGACACACUGAUGACAUUGUAGACGGGGAGGCAGCGCUGAAAAAUCUCUUUGAAUUUACUAAAGCUAAAUUUUUCAUAGUUGAUCACUAUGAUUGUGUAGA
Molecule: messenger RNA, 3999 nt
Organism: Diabrotica virgifera virgifera (western corn rootworm)
Lineage: Eukaryota; Metazoa; Arthropoda; Insecta; Coleoptera; Chrysomelidae
Product: protein Fe65 homolog
Exons: 13
Coding region: 212-2224 (670 amino acids)
Biological process (GO): regulation of DNA-templated transcription
Cellular component (GO): cytoplasm; nucleus
Molecular function (GO): transcription factor binding; amyloid-beta binding
Source: RefSeq, a predicted model, not a curated record